GGUGCUGGUGCAGAUUUUGUCAUGCUGGGAGGAAUGUUAGCAGGACAUGAUCAAUGCGCUGGUGAAGUCAUUGAGAAAGAUGGUAAGAAGUUCAAGCUGUUUUAUGGCAUGAGUUCAGACACCGCAAUGAAGAAGUACGUCGGAGGGGUUGCAGAGUACAGGGCAUCUGAGGGCAGGACGGUCCAGGUGCCCUACAAAGGUGAUGUGGAAAACACCAUCAGGGACAUCUUGGGUGGCUUGCGCUCCACCUGCACAUAUGUAGGAGCUGCCAAACUGAAAGAACUGAGCCGCAGGACGACCUUCAUCAGAGUCACACAGCAGUCUAGCCACAUGUUCUCCUAGACACGCAUCGCUGAAAACAUGCACACUCACAAAUACAGAGUCACCUGUAAAGUAAUACACAUACAUACUCUUAAAAAGGUUCCAAAAGAGAGUUUUCAUAGUGAUUGCAUAGAAGAACAAUUUUUGGCUCUUUUUUUUUUCUUCUUCAGAGUGUUAAGAACAUUUUAAAGGUGCUGUAUGUAAGCUUUGACUCUUCUAAAGUAUAAAAAUGGGGUGGGGGUUGGUGGCAAGGUGUCAGGGGUUAGAUGUCUGAAUAACACAGCUGAGAACAGGGUUAUUAACUGUACUAUGCACCGGGUUUCAGGAGGGCGGAUACUAAACUAAAGUCAGCAACCCGGGUUUGUUAUCGACUGUACUAAAAAGCUGAGGAUUGUGUGUGUGUAUGUUUGUGAAAUUACAGGAUUUUUCUGGGAGAAAUUACAAAACAGGAGGGUCGUGGGAAAUGGGUCUGAAAUACAGGAGACUCCUGAGAAAAAUGGGAGUGUUGGCAAUUUGGCAACGCAACAGAAAUUUAACUACAACCAUUCAGAAGCACAGAAUAGUGCACUCACUGCAAUCCAACAAACUUGUAAGGUUUAUAAUCUAAUGAAUAAAUAUUAAACCUCUUUAAAUGGUUAAAUGUACAUGCUGAAUUACUGAUAUGUGUUGGCUUGCACUGAGUCACAGUUCUAAAACUCUAUUUCAAACAGUUUAAUAUAUUUUAAGGUGACGCAGUAGGUAGUGCUGUCGCAUCACAGCAAGAAGGUUGCUAGUUUGAGCCUCGGCUGGCUCAGUUGGCGUUUCUGUGUAGAGUUUGCAUGUUCUUCCCGCGCUUGUGUGGGUUUCCUCCGGGUGCUCCGGUUUCCUCCACAAGUCCAAGGACAUGCGGUACAGGUGAAUUGGGUAGGCUAAAUUGUCCAUCGUGUAUGAGUGUGUAUGGAUGUUUCCCAGAGAUGGGUUGCAGCUAGAAGGGCAUCCGCUGCGUAAAACAUACGUUGGAUAAGUUGGUGGUUCAUUCCACUGUAGCAACCCCAGAUUAAUAAAGGGACUAAGCCAGAAAAUGAAUGAAUAAAUUAAUAUAUUUUCAAGAUCUGAGGUGAACUAUCUGCUGCUGCUUUCAGUUGUCAGGCAAUAAAUGUCAUGUAAAAUGGCAUUUAACCUCACAUUAUUAGCAUUUAACACUGAAUAAAGCACAUGAGGAGUACCUGGGGUGAUCAUUGUCAGUUUUCUUUUGUUCAGCUGCAAGAAAUAGAAGCCAUUUAAUUUCUUCAGGUGUUGCUUAGGACAAAAACACUGUUAACAUCAACCUUUAGACUCGACAGUCAAGCACACUCCUGUUGGUGUCAUCAAUCUGGCAACCUGUGCUUGUGUGCGUUUUGAGCCUGGUGUGCAAUACUUAGUUCAACCACUGGGUGUCAAACUUACAUACUGCAUCUUUAAUGAACGUUUUACGAACUGAAUUUGUAUUUUUUUUUUAUCAAAUUUUAAACGUUCAAACUGGACUUUGUAAAUGUGAAUUGUGUUGUGGAUGGAUGCAUUUUAUUUUGUAAAUUUAUUAUUUCCGAGACUGAUCUGACUCCUCUUUUGGAACCUUUAUUUUUAAGAGCAGUGACACACCAAGCUGACGGUUACCCAAUGGGCAACAUCAGUGAGUGUUGAUGGAAAUUGGUGUCAGGGUCAUCAAUGAGAAACCAAUACAGCAAUCCGGGUAGACUGUCCCUUUAAAUGAGCCCAGGCAUGUAUAAGAAAAAAAUAUACAUAAUCAAAUAUCC
Messenger RNA from Danio rerio (zebrafish), 2093 nucleotides. It is a transcript of the gene gmpr, whose product is annotated as guanosine monophosphate reductase. Lineage: Eukaryota; Metazoa; Chordata; Actinopteri; Cypriniformes; Danionidae. Gene Ontology annotation, cellular component: GMP reductase complex. Gene Ontology annotation, molecular function: oxidoreductase activity; catalytic activity; GMP reductase activity. Gene Ontology annotation, biological process: nucleotide metabolic process; purine nucleotide metabolic process. The record is from RefSeq and is marked provisional.